Lactuca saligna is the source of this 841-nucleotide messenger RNA. The record is from the annotation of a GenBank genome assembly. NCBI's taxonomy places the organism in Eukaryota, Viridiplantae, Streptophyta, Magnoliopsida, Asterales, Asteraceae.
AAAAAAAAUGCUCAAUUUCUGAUAGAAAAUUUAUAACGCUCUUUGCAAAAGGGUAUAAUCUCACCCUAGUUUUGACUAUUUUAGUUUGGAUUGAUUUAAAAAAUGAUUUUUUAUCAAAUUUGAGACUUUUUAUAAAUAAAUAAUAUUUCUUAUAUAAUUAUUAAAAGAGAAAUCUGCGAAAAAAUCCCAAAAUUUUGCCCUAGUUUAUGAUUUAGUCAUAAAUUAAAUUUUACUUAUGAAAAAGGACAUAUUACCGGCUAAUACACUCAGUUUGGCCCUAACAACCUGUAAUCCUUAUAAGAGUCGGUUACCCCAAUUCAUUGACCUUAUCACCCUCCAUUAAACACCCCGUCAUUAACUCCUCUGUAAAAAACCCCUUCUUACCCUCCAUCAAAGCAAAAUGGCAUCUUCAAGCUCAGUGGGAAGUAGGAGCAAUAUUCGAUCACGAAGGCAAGCAUUAAGGGCAACAUGCUUUUGUGAAGACCCCGUUGGUAAGUGGACAUCAUGGAGGCCAACAAACCCUGACAAGAGGUUCAUCGGCUGCCCUAAUUUCCGGGAUGAGGAAAAAGAUUGCAAGUAUUUUGCUUGGGUCGAUCCCCCAUUACCAAACAACUGGUACAGAAACUUGUUGAUGGAGUUUCACAAUAAUGACAUUCAAGUACACAAUGAGUUUGCGGAAGAAUUUGUGGAAGAAGCUGUGGAUUUUCACAACAAUGGCAUUCAAGAGGUUCCUGUACAAGGUGAAGGUGAAAAAUGGGAGAUUGGGUUUUUUUUUGUGUUUGUUGGUGAUUGUGUGGAUUAUGUUGAAGUAGUUUUAAGUUGUUGUAAAACUGUUAAAUGA